UCAUCUUCACCAAAGUAAAUGAGAUCCAUUUGUCUUCUGUCUCUCCGACCUAAAGCGCGGUGGUAGAACAGUUUAACGUUAGUGUGGGUUUGAUCAAGAGUUUAUACGAGUCUAAACGGGUAGCUACUGAGUCAAAUUCCCCGGAUACGAUUCCCUGUAUUCCUUCUCCAGAGAGAUCGAUUCGCUCCAGACUGAGAAGUUCCUCAGCUCCAGAGACGCCUCGGAUUGUUCAGAGGUUGGAGAUCCAGAGGCACCGAAUUGACCUGGAAACGCGACGGAUUUAAAGAAAGAAAAACAACCCGGAAAUUAAAUGCCACUUGGAUGUUCUGCUCUGUGGACCUGAGUGAUCUCAACGUUCACAAUGUGCUUCACCAACGUGGAUGUGGAAAAUGGAGGCAUCUUCAUGUGUCAUGGCUUAGAGGAUCUUGUAAGAACGAAGCUUUAAGAUUCAAGUGAAAUUCCACCCUCAUUGCUCACAUUCUCCAGUCAUCUGCCUGGGACACCACAGUCACUUCUCAGCCUACACGGUCUUGGACGAGUCCAUCAGCACCGGUGUACAGAGGCAGGAACAUCUGCAGAGAGCUUGUCCCAAAAGAGCUGCCAGGCUGUUUGAGAAUGAACCGCUUUCACUUAUACACCAUUGUGCUGUUUGAAGUCUGCAUGCUCCACCUCCCUUUAACUGAAGCUGGUCAGAACCCAGACCAUGUGCUGCAGGGGGCCGGUGGCAAGUACAGCUCAGACUCCAGAAGACCAGGUUCGACAGUGGAGCCCGAGGACGCACCCCGUUUCCUCAGCUGUUACUGCUCAGGCCACUGCCCAGAGGAUGCCAAGAACAACACCUGCAUGACAAAUGGCCAGUGCUUUGCCAUCAUUGAAGAAGAUGAAAAUGGAGAAGUGUUCUUAAGCUCAGGCUGUAUGAAGUAUGAGGGGUCCCAUUUUCAGUGCAAGGAUUCACAGUAUGCCCAGGCGAGACGAAGCAUCGAGUGCUGUCAGUCUGACUUCUGUAAUCAUGAUCUGAAGCCUGAACUGCCUCCACGAGAGUCAGAGGUAUUACUUGCCCCUCACUGGCUGGCCCUGUUCAUCUCCGUUACAGUGUGUUGCUGUACUCUCGUCUGCAUCACUGUGGUGUGUUACUACAGGUAUAAGUGGCAAACAGAGAGGCAGCACUACCACAGAGACUUGGAGCAGGCCGAAGCCUUCAUUCCUCCCGGAGAAUCUAUCAAAGACCUCAUCCACCAGUCUCAGAGCUCUGGCAGUGGCUCUGGGCUCCCCCUGCUGGUGCAGCGUACCAUUGCCAAGCAGAUCCAGACGGUGCGUUUGAUUGGGAAAGGCCGCUGUGGUGAGGUGUGGUUGGCCCGCUGGAGGGGGGAGAAGGUGGCGGUGAAAGUGUUCUGCACUCGUGAAGAGGCCAGCUGGUUCAGAGAGACCGAGAUCUACCAGACCGUGCUUAUGAGACAUGAAAACAUUUUGUGCUUUAUAGCAGCAGAUAUAAACGGUACAGGAGCCUCCUCCCAGAUGUACCUCAUCACGUACUACCACGAAAACGGCUCUCUGUAUGACUACCUGAAGUUCACCACCCUGGACACGCAGGCCUUGCUGAAACUCGCCUACUCUGCAGCGUGCGGUCUGUGCCACCUUCACACCGAGAUCUAUGGCACACAUGGCAAACCAGCCAUCGCUCACCGGGAUCUGAAGAGCAAGAACAUUCUGGUCAAGAGAAACGGCACCUGCUGCAUCGCCGACCUGGGAUUGGCUGUCAAAUUUAACAGUGACAGUAAUGAAGUCGACAUCCCUCUGAGCACUCGUACAGGAACCCGGCGCUACAUGGCCCCAGAGGUCCUCGACGAAAGUCUGUGUAAGAACCACUUUCAUGCUUACGUCAUGGCCGACAUCUAUAGUUACGGACUGGUCAUGUGGGAGAUGGCGAGGCGCUGCGUCACAGGAGGGAUAGUCGAGGAGUACCAGCUUCCGUAUUAUGACAUGGUCCCCUCAGACCCUUCGUACGAAGACAUGUUGCAGGUAGUGUGUGUGAAAGGCCUUCGGCCCACAGUGUCCAACAGGUGGAACAGUGACGAGUGUUUGAGGGCUAUGUUAAGGUUGAUGUCAGAGUGCUGGGCCCACAAUCCACAAUCACGCCUCACUGGUCUACGUGUCAAGAAGACAUUAGCUAAAAUGGUGGAACUGCAGGACAUCAAAAUCUGAGCCAUGUCCGAAUUGAGCUUGUUUAACCAGGCCAGUCAGAGACCGGAUCAAACAGAGACACGGGCUGAGAGAGAGUGAACUCUUCGUGAACUUCCAUGGCAUCUUUGCUCCUUCCCUGCUUGACCUCUGGAGAGCACACAGAGCCAGUUUUUGUUGUUUUGUUUUUGUUUUGCUUUCUGUGAAAGCUGUACAAUCACAGGCUUUGAAGAGAUUCAGACUGCAGCUGUGAAUCUUCUAGGAGUCUUGGGAUGGACAACGCAUUAUACACCAAGCUACUUGUUUCUGUCUCAGCUGUGUAUGUAUUUGUCUGGGAUGAACCUCAAUUCCUGCCAUACGGAAAAACAUUUGUGACUUUUUGCCAAGCGCAAUUAUACAUAGACUUGUAAAUAAAAUCGUAAUGUUAGACUGCACAAGCUAAAAAAUAUGAAAUGUUCUAAUAACACUUCAAUCUUCAAUCUUUAAAACUGUCAUGAAAGAAUUCCCCGUGUACGUUAACACUUUAAUGUAGAUAGUGCAUAGCGGUCAAAGAGUUCACACCGGCUGCUAUUAGACUUGUAUCAAGAAAUGUUCUUUUACAGCAAGUCUAAAUUCUGUAUUUUUCAGUAUUUUAAGGGAAUAUUUAGAUUUUUUUUUUUUUUUCCCUUAAAUUGCUGGGUUUUUUUUUUUUUUUAGAUGUCAGUCUCAUGGAAAGCUACAGGAAUCCUUAUAUGGACUUACUGCUGGAAUGAUCAACAUUUAUAGACCAUGUGAAGAGAAAUACGAAAGAAAACACCAGCCUUAAUUUACUUUUAUUGGUUUCCGUGCCACUGAAAAAGCAGUGAACAUCUAUGACAUGGGGUUUAUAUGUACAGGAAGUAUGAACCAACAGUCCUCAGUUUAGUGCCAGACUAAAUAUGCCUUAUCAAAAUUUGCCAACAUUUUACGAUGUUAUACAAAGGUAAAAUUACAGAAAAAUAAAUGAUUUUGAAAAUUAUUAAAAUGGUCAUAAAAUGCUCUUCAAAAAAUAAAUUUGUUUUAAAAAAUAUAAAUAGGUAAAAGAUGAUUGGGAUAACUCGAGAAAAAACAGUUCAUUGCAAUAAAAUAUUACAGGAAACAGUAGCUGUGUAAGCAACGUGUGCACUCUGUGGCUAGAAGAGGAUAUUUUGGAAAAGCAGAAAGUUUUUCUUGAAUCAUUAUUAUUCAUUUGCUCACGAAAAUUGAGCUGUGAUUCGUGACUUUUU
Molecule: messenger RNA, 3422 nt
Organism: Tachysurus fulvidraco (yellow catfish)
Lineage: Eukaryota; Metazoa; Chordata; Actinopteri; Siluriformes; Bagridae
Gene: bmpr1aa
Product: bone morphogenetic protein receptor, type IAa
Exons: 13
Coding region: 616-2202 (528 amino acids)
Biological process (GO): dorsal/ventral pattern formation; BMP signaling pathway; protein phosphorylation
Cellular component (GO): signaling receptor complex; plasma membrane
Molecular function (GO): transforming growth factor beta receptor activity, type I; ATP binding; SMAD binding
Source: RefSeq, a predicted model, not a curated record